This is a messenger RNA of Coccinella septempunctata (seven-spotted ladybird), 2831 nucleotides long. RefSeq lists its product as uncharacterized. The coding region runs from base 176 to 832 and encodes 218 amino acids. Gene Ontology annotation, biological process: G protein-coupled receptor signaling pathway. The transcript is spliced from 5 exons. Lineage: Eukaryota; Metazoa; Arthropoda; Insecta; Coleoptera; Coccinellidae. Gene Ontology annotation, cellular component: membrane; neuron projection. The record is from RefSeq and is a predicted model, not a curated record.
ACCGAAGGUGUUGUGCGACAACUCCAGUCCGAGAAGAGGCCCUCUCAGAAAUUCUGCAUGCGCCUUGUGGCCCACAAGACUCGAUUUCGGUUAGUUCAGUGCAGUCAGAGUGCGGGUGGUUUGCGUUCUUGCUGCAAGCGACGAUGAUCAUGUGGACUGAUGGACGAAAUCUUAGAUGAUUUGCAUACUAUUAGUCGGCAUGUCUCAUCAAGAUCAGAACAACCUCAUAGCGUUGAUUUUCGACAUAAAUGGCCAAGUGGCAUUGUUCCGCGACCUACUGAUCCAUAUUGGACAACCAAGGGACUGUCCAGAAUUGAGAGAAAAAAUAAGGAAAUUACGAAGAACGUGUGUCGAAACUUGUAAACACACUAGCCAACUCAUUCUACCGCAUUUACGUAGUUCAGUGGCUGAGGGUUUUCCGGUGGAUAAUCCCCACUUAGUUCUACUAUUUUUUAUGUCACAGCUGUUUCUUCGAGAACUCACUAAGUGCCAUCGACUAGUUCAGAUAAUACCAAUGGACAUGACUGGUUAUUAUGAUAAUAGGGCAGGUCCAUCUAAUUUAGGGAAUGUAAUUAGUCAGAUACUUUUGUGUAAACAGAUAACCCCAGAUUUUCACCAAGAGGAACUAUGCAGCAUCGUCAAGGACUCGCAAGAAAUUUCGAAAUUACUGAAAGAGAUGCAGGAGUACAUGCCUAAGCAAGAAAACAAUCUAGAGAGAUCAACGGCACUAGGGGAAGAACUAACACAUUCGUGGACCAAUAAACGCAGGAGAAACUCCUUGUACAAGAACAUGGGCAUGUUAUGCUGCAUACGUCGACCUAAUUACUUAUAAGGACCUUGAAUAAGUGAAACAGACAUGAACCCUCUGUUCAUUCGAAAUGAGUCCUAGGAGUCCCAUAUGAAAUGAAAACCGUUGUUAACACACCAUUUAUGUACAACCUCCGUCACCCACAGCAUCCCUUUUAGAUUAAGAUGAUUCAUGUUAUCGUUUUCAUUGUAUGUUACUGCAACAAUUCUUCUCCCAUCAUGGCAAAAGAUCGUUUUCAACUUAUCCAAAUGCAGGAUCGAAAAUAAAUCCUGAUUUCCUCUUCCCCCGGAAGGGUUUCUUCAGAUAUAUAAAGGAAUUUUAGUUUCAACAUGAUUUUGCUUAUGGAAUCUGUUAAAUAUUCUGUGAAGUCUCUUGAUUGUAGAUCUAUGACAGUUAUUCAAUAAUUUCAAAAGAAACUUUUGAAAUCGAUAUGUUUUAUAAAGAAUGGCACUAAUAUCUCAUGCGCAGGUCCUCUUUUUACGAAAUCAGCCUAAUGGCCAUGAAGGCGCAUGCCUAAUAACAGUUUAAAUUUAUUUUUCAGUUCUGUUUGGUUUUCGGGAAUGUCGUCAUAAUCAUCAAAUGUUUCAUAUCAGUCUGCAUGGACCCUUUCAAUGAUCAAUGUUUUUCAUAUACCUAUUCGUAUGAUGAAGUUGAUAUUUACCUUUCAUUAUCAUCGGAAAUAAUUUGACCCCAUUGUAAAUAUGUAAUACGUUCUUUGAAGAUCCGGCUAUUUAAGGAGAAUAUGUGAUAAAGAAAUGAUGGGCAAUAUCAAGCACAAAGAGUCAGAGUUGAAAAGUUGAGUACCAGUUAUAUUACAAUAUGAAGUUUAUAUGAGCUCUUUGGUGCUACCGGAAUAUCAGGAAUAUCUCAGAGAUGGGCUAGGACAACCGACUCAUUUAAGAGCAUAAACAUGAAUUUAUUUUAUUCGUCAGAACUAAAUGAAUCGAAUAUUUCUUCUGGAUUCCACCUAUCGCUUAAUUAGUAUGAUUUAAUUCUCAUUCUAACCUUUCCAAUCUCCAAAUAGUUCCCCUUUUUCCAAAUAUAUAAUUCGAAAUAUUCAAUAGGCAGGAUUGAAGGAGUACAAAACUAGCAGUUGUGUUAAUUCUCUGUAGAUAAUAAGAUGAAUAAUGAACAUAAUACUAUUGAACCACAGUAUUUUUGAAUCCAUUGAAUAUUUAGCGUAAGAAUAAAUUUUUUGGAGUAGGAUGGUAUUACGUUCGUUUCCAAGAAGGUAAGAUACCUAUAAAAUGGCGCACUUUGAAUCAAUGAAAUGCAUUAAAUCGUUUAGAAUUUCUUAUGUACAUUCGAAUUGAUCUUAGAUUUUCGGAUUAGAAUUGAGUAGAAUUAUUUUUAAUUUCUCGUGAAAUUUGUAUCGAUUGAAACUCGUUAUGAAGAAAUAUAUUUUGGACCAUGAGAUGUUCGUCAAGAUGCUGACGUAGGAUGGAAAGCGGAUUCUGCAUAUGAAUCAUUUCGGGAAAAUUGGUCGACUCUAAUAUUGUAUACAUCUUCCAGAGGGAGCUGGGAAUAUACUUUUUUAUCAGAAUUUCUCCACAGUUUUGACGAACACCUCUGGUCCCUGACCAUAUUAUCCGUCCUUGUGUGCAGAUAUGUUCAAUCAAAAUCAAUGAUUUUUGUUUGUUUCAAAAACAGAUAGAUUAUUUCAUUAAUUCUGGUGAUAAGGGAACAAAAUGUUGACAACUGAAAGCCACCAAAUUAUUUAGUGGACUUACUAUAAUGUUCAUAUAUGAAAUUUGCUCAAAUCCAUGAACAUUUAUAUAUUUAAUAUAUACAUAGACAGAUAUACUUAUAACAGAGUCAGAGUAAUUACUUAAUGUCAAUAUAUUAUCAAUAUGAGAUACUGUCGAUAUUGAAUGUUGAAUAGUUUAGAAUAUUUGAGAUGAAGAAUUCAACGUGUCUAUUAUAUUUCUAGACCCAGUGAUCAAGGAAAAUCCUUAUAGCCUAUAGUUAGAGUUUUCGUUUAGUUUUUGUAAAAAUAUUCGAAUCAAGAGGUGAAGUUAAUGAG